Messenger RNA from Rosa chinensis, 1774 nucleotides. RefSeq names its product 7-hydroxymethyl chlorophyll a reductase, chloroplastic. The coding region runs from base 41 to 1426 and encodes 461 amino acids. Gene Ontology annotation, cellular component: chloroplast. NCBI's taxonomy places the organism in Eukaryota, Viridiplantae, Streptophyta, Magnoliopsida, Rosales, Rosaceae. Gene Ontology annotation, biological process: chlorophyll cycle. Gene Ontology annotation, molecular function: 7-hydroxymethyl chlorophyll a reductase activity. The transcript is spliced from 18 exons. The record is from RefSeq and is a predicted model, not a curated record.
AGGCUGAGCAUAAUUCAGAGAGUCGUUAUUCACUCUCACAAUGUAUUCUCUUUCUUCAAUUCCUCUCCCACUCUCCAUCGUUUCCUCAUCUUCAUCUUCAUCUUCAUCUUCAUCUAAAGGAACACAAGGUAAACCCAACUCAAAGUCACUGAAGCUUAGAGAGGACUGGAGACAACGCUCCAAACCCAUUCCCCCUGGUGGCACUUACCCAGCUAAAGACCAUUGCAGUCGUUGCGGGUUGUGUGACACCUAUUACAUUGCCCAUGUCAAGGAAGCCUGUGCUUUUUUGGGAGACGGGAUGUCCAAGAUUGAAGGUUUGGAACCUGUAGUUCAUGGUAGAGGGAGAAAGCCAGAUUCUUUAGAUGAAAUGCACUUGGGUGUCUAUGAGGAGUUGUUGUAUGCCCGUAAGGUCAAGCCUGUUGAAGGUGCUCAGUGGACAGGGAUAGUAACAACUAUUGCAAUAGAAAUGCUAAAAUCAGGCAUGGUGGAAGCUGUCAUUUGUGUACAGAGUGACCCAGAGGACAGAUUUUCUCCAAGGCCUGUACUAGCAAGGACACCGGAAGAAGUUCUAGCUGCUAAAGGUGUCAAGCCGACAUUAUCACCUAAUCUUAAUACCCUUGCCCUAGUUGAGGCUGCAGGUGUAAGGAAACUUCUAUUCUGUGGUGUCGGUUGCCAGGUGCAAGCAUUAAGGUCUGUGGAGCACCAUCUGAAUUUGGAGAAGCUGUAUGUGUUGGGCACAAAUUGCGUGGAUAAUGGGACUCGUGAAGGGCUUGAUAAGUUUCUAAAGGCUGCUAGUAGUGAACCAGAGACGGUUCUUCAUUAUGAGUUUAUGCAAGAUUACAAGGUUCACUUGAAGCAUUUGGAUGGUCAUAUUGAAGAGGUUCCUUAUUUCUCUCUGCCGGCAAAUGACUUAGUUGAUGUAAUUGCUCCUUCUUGUUAUAGCUGCUUUGACUACACAAAUGCUUUGGCGGAUUUAGUGGUUGGAUACAUGGGUGUGCCAAAAUAUUCUGGAAUCAGCAUGACACAACAUCCUCAGUAUGUUACGGUAAGAAAUGAACGUGGAAGAGAGAUGCUCAGUCUGGUUGAAAAACAUUUGGAGAUUACUCCUACGACUAGUAGUGGUGAUCGCCGACCAUUUGUAUUGGAGACAGUUAAGGCAGAUGAUACUGCUAAGAUGGGGAGGGGUCCUGAUCCUGCACCAAAGUUCAUUGGCAAUUUGAUUGCUUUCUUCCUAAACUUGGUUGGUCCCAAGGGGCUGGAAUUUGCUCGAUAUUCACUUGAUUACCAUACCAUCCGGAACUAUCUGCAUAUUAACCGAACAUGGGGAAAAGAAAGAGCUGAUCGACAUAUGCCUUCGUAUGCAAAGAAAAUUGUGGAUAGUUACAACAAGAAUGGUGAAAUUGAUAAGAUGCUUUCCGCCAAGUGAUUGAAUUUGCUGGUGCAAUGCAGAAUGGGAACUUCAGUGUACAUUAAAGUUUUUAUUUUAUCUGAUAUUUGUAUAUAACAAUCAUGUAGUGAUGAUAAUAUGCUUUAGCUUGAACAAUUCUUUCUUUCCACUAAGGUUGUUGUAUAGGAUUUUGGUCAUUGAUUUCCCCAGUGAAGAAAUCUAAUGUUGAGAUCAAUUUGAUCAUGCAAACCAGUCUUUACCUCCAGUCAUUGUUUUUACUUUUUAGUUUUCACACAUUUCUGCUCCAAGUUGGGAACUAUUAGAUAUGUAAUCUGUAGGUACAGUUUCUGUAAUGCCACAGUUUGCGGUUUGAGACUACAUUUUUUU